AUGGUUCUUGACGACUUGGAGACGUCUUGCAUGGACAUUUUAGAUUUUGACAUAAGAAUGUUUUGUAGAUAUGUAGACGACGUUUUUAUGAUACUACCUACUGACAAAAUUAAUUACGUAUUGGACAUUUUUAAUAAUUACCAUCCACGGCUAAAGUUCACUGUGGAAAUUGAGAGCAACGAUUACAUUAAUUUCUUAGAUACCACGGUUAUCCGUGAAAAUGGUCUACUUAUAACCAAUUGGUAUCGUAAACCAUCGUUUACAGGUCGCUACAUUAACUACUUUGCCAGCAAUCCGGUCGAACAUAAAAUUAGUAUAGUUACGGGCCUAAUAGACAGAGCUGUGCUAUUAUCUGACAGUAGGUUCCACGAUGAGAACGUUAAAAUUGUUAAAAAGGUAUUAAGGGAAAAUUGUUAUCCGUCUGAAUUUAUUGAGAAAUAUGUACAUAAAAGAUUAAAAACUUUUAAGCAUAGAAGAGGGAUUGAUAAAGAGGAAGUGAAUGAUAAUAACAAUAGGAGAGGCUACGCAAGCAUUCCGUUUGUUAAAGGACUUAGCGAAGGUAUGUGCAACAUUUUGAGAAAAUGCGAUUUCAAGGUGGCUUACUCUGUGUAUAAAAAAUUAGAUAUGUUCAUUAAAAGGGGAAAGGACAAGCUUUUGAAGAAGGAUAAAACCGGCGUUGUAUAUCGUAUCAAAUGCAUGGAGUGUGAGGCUUGUUACAUAGGUCAGACCAAAAGACAGUUAGAAACUAGAAUUAAAGAACAUAAAAAUGAUAUAAGGAAGGGUGAGAACAACUGGUCGGUGGUGAGCAGGUACAGGGUGUUGGAUAAUCACGAUUUUGAUUGGGAUAAUGUUGACAUUGUGCAUGAAGAAAGAUACUUAAGAAAGAGAGAAAUCGCGGAGAUGAUUUUCAUUAAAAGAGACGCUAAUGCUAUUAAUCACCAAAAGGACAUUGAAAACCUGCCCUGUGUAUAUGAUAAGAUUGUGACUAACGUUUGA
Ooceraea biroi (clonal raider ant) is the source of this 996-nucleotide messenger RNA. RefSeq lists its product as uncharacterized. The record is from RefSeq and is a predicted model, not a curated record. Lineage: Eukaryota; Metazoa; Arthropoda; Insecta; Hymenoptera; Formicidae.